ACGUCGUAAUAGAAACAGUUGACUCGACAAAGAGAAGACGGGUGACCACCCCUAGUGCAAAACUGAGAAGCAACACGAAGAUAGGCAAGUAUAGGCUACAUCGUUCCUCACGGCAAUUGGAAGUCGCGCCUGGCGACAUCGCUCUUAGUCAUCGUCAAGCAGCUCGUCGACCUUAUCCUCCGAAUCUGACCAAAGCGCAGGUGAGAGAAACGGCGAGUGGAAAGGAACGCCAGACCUAGGAUGCAGUAUAGUAGGCACGUCGGCAAAAAUACAGGACGAGUCAGCGUUCGCCACAGUCGGCUCGGCGCAAGCUGCAGUGAGGACAGACAGAGACAGGGGAUGCAAGAAACUGUACUUCCUCCUUGGGAUAACGUAAAGGAUGUGGCCAUCGGUUCCAUCGGAGAGUGCCUCUGGGUUGCUGACUUCAUGGCUGUCAAGACGGCCGCAAGGUCUUGCGGCGACGAAGGAGGUGUCGGAGAUGUGAUGUGGAGGCUAAUUGGCGAUGACGCUAAAUCGGCUGUGGCAGCUGCUGGCUGUAGAGAUUGUCGGGGAGAGGGACAAUCGAUCGGCUCUGGGCUGUGGCGAUUGCAUGGCGAGGAGUGCCAGUCGCACCGGAGGGGACAUCUAAGAAGUCACUUCGCGAUGCUUGAGACGGGAUGUACAGUUGAGCUGGGAUGUUGGACGUAGAUCUCUCGCAAGACGUUGUCUGAGACUUCGCAUUAUGUGCAACUGGCCAUGAUGGAUUCGGUGGAAGACCCUAUGUAGUCUUCCUUACACUCUGUUUGUGACGGCGACGUUUGUGAUUUUGACGAUGUUCGCUUACAUCGUCAUUCUCAGCUCGCCUCUUCUGUACCCCACGAGACCUCAGUGUGUCGGUUUUGGACUGUCGUGCACGGGUCGUCAAGCGUAGCGAUCGACGCGGGGUCACUAUAGGUAUAGGAAUGAAGCUCUCGACAUCUUGCUGUAGGUGCACAGCAGUCGAAGAGGUGGCGCGAGUCGCGACGCGCGUAGAACGGCGAAGGGCGACUCGCUGUUCGCGUUCGUAACGGGUAGAUGACGCAGUAACUUUAAGAGCCCAUCUGAAGAGGGGGCGUCGAACAGAUGAUGUACACGCGUCGCCAUGCCGAACAUUUGGAAGAAUCACGCCGCCAUCAUAUACCAGGGAAUGAACCUGCACGAUGGGGCACUCGUGAACCUUGAAUAUCACGUA
Dichomitus squalens LYAD-421 SS1 is the source of this 1210-nucleotide messenger RNA. RefSeq lists its product as uncharacterized. The coding region runs from base 241 to 687 and encodes 148 amino acids. NCBI's taxonomy places the organism in Eukaryota, Fungi, Basidiomycota, Agaricomycetes, Polyporales, Polyporaceae. The transcript is spliced from 4 exons. The record is from RefSeq and is a predicted model, not a curated record.